AUGUCCAAAAGAAGUGCGUCUGAGAUUGUCGAGAACAUUGAAGAUGUCAAAAAGCAUACUUCUGCCAAACCAGUUGAUGUUGAAAUGGCAGGUGAAGAUGAUUAUGCCCAACAAUUAGGAAUAGAAGGUGAAAUGGAGAAUUUAUCAGGUGAUGAUUAUGAAUCUGAAGGUGAGAUUAUCGAAUUAGAUCAUUCUGAUACUGAACUGGAUGGCGCAAUUGAUGCAGAUGGAUUGAUUGAAAAGGCCAAGCAAGCCGAAGAAAAGGAAUCCGAAGAGACCUUGUAUUUACCACAUAGAUCUAGACCGUUAGGACCAGAUGAAGUUUUAGAAGCGGAUCCAACAGUAUACGAGAUGUUACACAAUGUUAAUAUGCCAUGGCCAUGCUUAACUUUAGAUAUUUUGCCGGAUAGAUAUGGUGAUGAAAGAAGAAGUUAUCCAGCAAAAAUGUAUUUGACAACUGCCACUCAAGCUUCCAAAGCCAAGGACAAUGAAAUGAUAGUUAUGAAACUAUCAUCACUAGCAAAGACUUUGGCUAAAUCUGAAGACGAAGAUGACGAUGUUGAUGAGGACGAUGAAGACGAAGAUUACGACCCAAUCUUGGAGAGUGAAACCUUACCUUUGAAACAUACCACAAAUAGGAUUAGAGUUAAUCCAUGGGCUGCAAAGACAAACGAAUACUUGACAGCAACUAUGUCCGAAAGUGGAGAAGUUUACAUUUUUGAUAUCUCUUCUCAAUUUAAGGCUUUUGAUACACCAGGUUACGUGAUCCCCAAACAAAGUAAGAGGCCACUUCAUAUUAUUAAAAACCAUGGUAAUGUUGAAGGUUACGGUUUAGACUGGUCGUCAACCGAAGAUGGCUCUUUGUUGUCCGGUGAUGUUACCGGUCGGAUUUAUUAUACACAUAGAAACAAUAGUAAGUGGGUCACCGAAAAAAACCCUUACCAAGUCAACGAUGCAUCAAUUGAAGAUAUCCAAUGGUCAAAGUCAGAAAAAACUGUGUUUGCGACUGCUGGUACUGAUGGUUACGUCAGAAUAUGGGAUACUAGAUCUAAGAAGCAUAAGCCUGCAUUGAGUGUCGUUGCAUCUCAGAGUGACGUUAAUGUUAUUUCUUGGUGUGAUAGAAUUGAUUAUUUAUUAGCUUCAGGUCAUGACGAUGGUACGUGGGGUGUCUGGGAUUUAAGAAACUUCCAACCGAACACACAACCUACACCUGUUGUUUCCUACGAUUUCCAUAAAUCUCCAAUCACAUCUAUUGCAUUCAACCCAUUGGAUGAAUCAAUCGUUGCAGUUUCAUCUGAAGAUAAUACAGUGACGUUGUGGGACUUGGCGGUUGAAGCUGAUGAUGAAGAAAUCACUCAGCAAAGGAACGACACAAAGGAGUUAAAUGAUAUUCCUCCACAGCUAUUGUUUGUUCACUGGCAAAAAGACGUUAAAGAUGUCAGAUGGCACAAACAAUUACCAGGUACACUAGUGAGUACAGGUACUGAUGGUUUAAAUAUUUGGAAAACUAUUUCUGUUUAA
Pichia kudriavzevii is the source of this 1521-nucleotide messenger RNA. RefSeq lists its product as uncharacterized. The coding region runs from base 1 to 1521 and encodes 506 amino acids. Lineage: Eukaryota; Fungi; Ascomycota; Pichiomycetes; Pichiales; Pichiaceae. Gene Ontology annotation, molecular function: protein binding. The record is from RefSeq and is a predicted model, not a curated record. The transcript has a single exon.